AUGUCCGGCGUCGUCGACGGGGCCCAAAUCCGAGAAAAGUUAUGCCACAGCAAACUGGAACUGAGGCAUCAGAUAGGAUUGUCCGCCAUUGUCACGACGGGCCUUGCAUCAUCCUUGGCAGUCGUUAUACUACUAGGAUAUGUCGUUCGCAAUCAUGUCCAACUACGAAGACUUGAGCUUGCUGGACCGACCAAACGUUCAAGCCAUUUUUUCCGCACACAUGUGGAUUUUUAUAUGCUCAGUCUGCUGGUAGCAGAUUUACUCCAAGGUCUAGGUGCAGUCGUAAACAUUGAAUGGAUUCGAGGAGCAGAGUGCUACUGUGGUUCGCUCUGUAAAGCGCAAGGGGUGAUCCAAACACUCGGCGAAACCGGGGUUGCCAUGAGUACUUUGGCGAUAUCUGUACACACAUUUGUAGUAAUAUUCUUCAGUUGGCAUCCCCCUACGGGAGCGGCGGGGGCUCGAAUCUGGGGCAGUGUUAUCGCCCUCAUCUGGACCUACCUGUCCCUCUGCGUAUCAGUGGGAUUUGCGGUCAACCAGAAGAAACUGCGAUCCGCACCCGUAGAUGUGGCGCUGGAGGAGUUUUAUGCGCCCACUCCAUUUUAUUGUUGGAUUGGGCAAGGCUAUCUCAUCGAACGUAUCAUCUUUGAGUACUUCUGGAUCUGUGCUUUAUUCGAUUCUGUUCCUGCGCAUGCGGGGAUACAUUUCUGUAGAUCCAAAAGAUGGACCCACGUCCGAUUCCACUGGCGACGCACCUCGUCCUCGGAAAUGUCAUAUGUGACCGGACCCAACGGCGUGCGCUUACAGGCGAUGGCCACUCCUAGCGGGCGUCUAGUCAUUAAGCAAGAAACCAAGGACGCGCUCAAGAUGCUCUAUUACCCAGCCGCAUACACCGCGCUCGUCCUUCCCCUUUCGAUCGCAAGAUGGUCCACGUUCGACCCGACAAAACCUCCGGACCUUGAACGUACCGCCGCCGAGACGCCGUUCACAGCAACAGCGAUCGUCGUGACCAUAUUCGGACUCUCGGGCGUCGUCAACGUUAUCAUGUUCAUCACGACCCGACCCAACGUGCUCGGGUUUGGCGCGCGGCGUCAGGCCCGGGCGGAUCGAUUGCGCGAACAGGGACCGACGGGGCUCAGCACGUUUGGGAGUAUCGGUCCUACGGCGCGCGGGUUUGGUUCGGGAUCAGGGUCCCGAAGCGCGGGGAGCCACGGCGAGUUGCCUCCUCAUGGGGUGUUGGUCAUGCAAGAGAUCACUCGCUCGGCGUCCGAUGCACCAACGUCAGAGUCUUCCCCGCGACGCACAGCCGCGGACCAGCACCACACUAGGUCCGGACAUACGCUUCGGUUCGAAGUUCGGGAAGAUAGCGACUAUGAUCUAAGUGAUGUGGACUCAGAGACGAAAAAGGCUGGUCAUGAGGAAGUGGAUGUCGAGCAUCGGAGCCAGAGUGGAAUCAACCCACCUGCACCAGCGCAUCAUGCGCGUCAGUGA
Molecule: messenger RNA, 1488 nt
Organism: Rhizoctonia solani
Lineage: Eukaryota; Fungi; Basidiomycota; Agaricomycetes; Cantharellales; Ceratobasidiaceae
Product: G protein coupled glucose receptor regulating Gpa2 protein
Exons: 8
Coding region: 1-1488 (495 amino acids)
Biological process (GO): adenylate cyclase-activating G protein-coupled receptor signaling pathway
Cellular component (GO): plasma membrane
Molecular function (GO): G protein-coupled receptor activity
Source: RefSeq, a predicted model, not a curated record